UGCUUUUGGAAACCCCUGAGUGUCCGGAGGCGCCGCCAUAGUGACACAGAAGGGAGCGGAGAGGGAGCGUUGUAGAUUUUCGAAGAAGCGGUCAACAGUUGUUAACUUUCUUCUUGUGAACUACAGCCAGGGGAUAUAGACUGUUAUUUCUUUUUUUUUUGGUGGGGGGGUUGUAUGAGGGUAGAUGUGUUUUUGUGAAAUACCGUAGGGUUAUGGAAUUGUUUGUAUUGCCAUACGGAGCCGGCGCUGUUGAUAGCCGUCUUUGUUUUGGUGGAGAGAAAGGGAGGCCAUUUUAGGCCUCGCUCUCUCUUUUUUUUUUCUUUUGUUUCAUUUUCGACAGUGGACUGAACGGAUCCUUCUUGGGAGUGAAGGAGGGGGACUGCGCACUUCCGUUUAUCGUUCCUAAGCCUGGAUCAAUCCUAUUUUCGCUUGCGCUGUCGUUUCGGACUUGUCGGAUCAGCCCCGUGGCGAAGCCAGAGACUUGGCGAGCCCGCCCGCCAUGCCGGCCUGUCUGCGCGGACUCUGAAGCAAACCGACGCCGCAAGGCCCGUUUAGAGACCGCGGCUGCGGGACCGUGCGCCGUUGACGGUUGGAUGUUUUUUAAGCCAGCCUUUGCCGAAGAAAAUUCAUUUGGACGUUUUGUCUGAAGGAGAUCUGGGACCCCGUGACGGGGGGUGGGGGGGUGUUCUGAAUUAUGGUGGACUUUCAACAUCUACUCGUAACAUUGCCGUAUGACUACUAAAACUGAUGGUCUUGUGCUUGUUGUGGUAGCGCCCGUUACGUUACAGUAACUCAUGAUUUCAAUUAAACCCGUUCAUUUAGCUGAUCUGUGCUAGAUUCUGUGGCUCCGCGGAUGUGAAGCGUAAUGCCAUAUCGUCUUCUAGCGAGCGGAAAGGGCACAUUAUCUGACACACCUGAUUGUACGUUCUUAUUUUGUUUCCCUGUACGAACCAGGGUAGUGUAAUCUGCUAUAACAAUGUCUUGUGUCCAUUAUAAAUUUUCUUCUAAACUUAACUAUGACACGGUCACGUUUGAUGGCCUGCACAUUACGCUGUGUGACCUGAAGCGGCAGAUCAUGGGCCGAGAGAAGCUGAAGGCUGCGGAUUGCGACUUGCAGAUCACUAACGCGCAGACCAAGGAAGAGUACACUGACGAUGGCGCCCUUAUCCCCAAGAAUUCCUCCGUCAUUAUCAGAAGGAUUCCUAUUGGUGGGGUCAAAACUGCAAGCAAAACAUUUGUCAUUGAUCGUUCUGAACCUCCAAGUGGACCUUCAAAAGCAAUUGAUGAUUCUGCAGCUUCUAUUACUCUGGCCCAGCUAACUAAGACUGCCAAUCUGGCUGAAGCAAAUGCAUCUGAAGAAGAUAAAAUUAGAGCUAUGAUGUCACAGUCUAACCACGAAUAUGAUCCAGUCCACUAUAUGAAGAAGCUUGUGGGACCUCCUCCACCAAACUACACCUGCUAUCGCUGUGGAAAGAAUGGCCACUACAUUAAAAACUGCCCCACUAAUGGGGACAAAAGCUUUGAGGCCCCCCCGAGGAUAAAGAAGAGCACAGGAAUUCCUCGCAGCUUCAUGGUGGAGGUGGAUGACCCCAGCAUGAAGGGAGCGAUGCUUACGAAUACAGGCAAAUACGCCAUUCCCACCAUCGAUGCAGAGGCGUAUGCCAUCGGGAAGAAGGAGAAGCCCCCUUUCCUCCCACAGGAGCAGUCUUCAUCCUCCGAGGAGGAGGACCCAGUGCCCGACGAGCUGCUCUGCCUCCUCUGUAAAGACCUGAUGACCGAUGCUGUGGUCAUUCCCUGCUGCGGGAACAGCUACUGUGAUGACUGUAUUAGGACUUUUCUUCUGGAUUCCGAUGAGCAUGUGUGCCCUACCUGUCAUCAGCCAGAUGUUUCUCCUGAUGCCUUGAUUGCUAACAAAUUCCUACGACAGGCUGUUAAUAACUUCAAGAACGAGACUGGCUACACGAAGCGGCUUCGGAAGGGGCAGGCUCAGGUGGCGCCACCAGUGAUGCCGAGCCAGCCCAGGCCGCCAGUGCAGCGCCCAGCCCAGCCUCCACUCAGACUUCCCACGUCGAGGCAGCAGGACCCGCUGAUGGCCAACAUCUCCCGCCCCGCCGCGUCGGCCACGCCCCCCCCGGCCGCCCUGGCCAACCUGCUGCCGCCUGUGACCCAGCAGCCGCCGCCCGCCCUGCCCCCCUCUGCCCACGCCGGCGCGGCCUCCCUGCAGGUGAACCAGGUCAGCAGCGGGGCCGCGGCAGCAGAGGUGUCCACUUCCUCGCCCUCCCCCCAGCCCCUCGCCAAGCAGGAGGAGCCAGCCGUGGCCAAGGAGCCUGAGAAGGUUGUCGUCAGUGCGGCCCCAUCUGGUCCAGUUUCAUCAGAUCCAUCUCUGACCCCUUCUAUUAUACCUAAGGGGUUUCAUGUGCCAGUGAUUGGACACCCUCACUCCCUCGGGCACUCAAUUCCUACAACAGGACAGCCAUUACGAUCUAACCCUCCCCGAUCUGGAGGCAGCAGACCCGCCUGGGAGACGUCUUCCAGCAGAGGCAGGCAGCACGGCGAGCGCCCCCCGCGAGCUCCGGCCGCCACCGCCACCGUGGCUCUCCCGACAGCUGCCCAGGCCUACGUGCCCCCCUCCCACUUCGCCCCGCCGGCUCACCCGAUGCCCCAGCCGCCCGGUGUGACGCCCCAGCCGUUCCCGAUGCAGUACGCCGCGGGGCAGGCCCCAGCGGCCGGCUACCCCUUGCCCCCUCCGGUGUACCCUCCUGCCCCGGCCACGGUGGCCACCCCCUGGGCCCCUCCCGGGACCCCGGCCGUGAUGCCCAGCACAUUGCCUUCCCUGACCCCGGCCCCCUUCCUCUCCAAGGAGGAGUUCUACAGGCAGCAGCGGCGUCUGAAGGAAGAUUCCCACUGUCGAUUCGUUGCCAGGGAGAAGUCCAAGCUUGAGGAGUUUACUAAUGACUUUGCAAAAGAGCUUCUGGAGUACAGAAAGAUUCAAAAGGAAAGGAGACGCUCUUACUCAAGGUCCAAAUCCCCCUACAGCGGCUCGUCCUACAGCGGCAGCUCGUACUCCUACUCCAAAUCCCGGUCCCGCUCCCGCUCCUCCCGCUCCUACUCGCGCUCCCUGAGCCGCUCCCGGUCCCGCUCGCGCUCCCGCUCCCGGUCCUACUCCCGCUCGCCGGCCUACCCCCGGCGCGGCGGGCGGGGCCGCAGCCGCAGCUAUCGCUCCAGGUCCCGCUCCCACGGCUACCACCGCUCUCGAACCCGCUCCCCGGCUUACAGGGGAGGGGGCGGCGGAGGAGGAGGAGGAGGAGGAGGGGGAGGAGGAGGAGGAGGAGGUGGGGGCGGCGGCGGCAGUGGAGGGUAUCGGUCCCGCUCCAGGUCUCCGGGCGGUUACAGGGCCCACAGCCCCAGCAAGAAACCGCUGCCCCCCUCGCAGCCUGAGCCCGACAGGAAAUUCCUGAACCGCUACCGAGAGGUGCCGCCCUAUGACGCCAAGGCCUACUACGGCCGCUCGGUUGACCAGAGAGACCCGUUUGAGAGGGAGAGGUACAGGGAGUGGGAGAGGGAGUACCGGGAGUGGUACGAGAAAUACUUCAAGAACUACAGCAACCCCGCCGGCAACCUGCCCAGGGUGCGGGCACCCCAAGCCAACCGAGAGCACUUCACGCCCGAGAGGUUUGCUGCACCCAGGCCCAGGGAUAACUCCCCGUAUGGCCGGGGGCGAAGAGAGGAAUACCCGCCUUCCGGCCAGAGUCAUGGGAACCCUCCGAGGGGCCGAAACGUGCCGCAGACCUACCAAGAGAAGUUUGCUUUCAAAGAAGCUCACAGCUUGGCAGUCGCCACUGCUUGCCCUGCCCGGGGUGGCAGCAGAGAGCCCCGGAAAGCUUCGAAAGAGAAAGAAAUCGGUGGCAAUUCUGCCGCAGACCCCAAAGGCCUUAAACACAAGAAGCACAGAAAGAGGAGGAAGGGUGAGGAAGGCGACAUGUUCCCUCAGUCUGACACCCUGGAGGGCUCUAGGAAGUCGGGAGCUGGGGAUGAGGGGAAAGGUGAAUCCAUGCUGAUGCCCCCGAGCCGUGACGACGCCACUCCCGUCAGGGAUGAGCCCAUGGAAAGCUCUUCUCUGCCUUACAAAGCCACCUCGGACAAGGACAGGAGGGAGAAGUCUAAGGGCAAAAGCGAGAAGCCGAAACGCAAGCCGGAAACCAGCACAGUGAAGAAGGAAUCCUCAACGGCUAAGGUGGUGAAAUCGUCCAGGGACAAGCAAGCAGAGACGGACCGUGACAAGUCUCCCCGCAUGGAGCCAGCGGUCAAAAAGGCGAAGGAAGAUUCGUCCCAGAAAGCGGAUGCCUCCAAGCAGCACGCGUCUCAGCGAGAGGACAAAGGCCCCCCUUCCCGGAGAGCAACGCAGAAGCCGGCCAAGCAGCUUCAGGAGCCCAAGAGCUCCAAAGAGGAGGUGAAGGCGAAGAAGGAGUACGUCAAGGAAAGCACCAAGCAUGACAAGCCUCCCGCCAAGGAGGAGAAGCCCAAGAGAGAGGCUGAGAAGUCGACCAAAGCUGAGGAGAAACCCUCCAGCAAAACGGUGGAUGUGAAACCAGAGAAACGGAAAAGGAAAGAGGAGAAGAGCACCGAGAAAGACCCGGGCGCCCCUCCCGUGAAGUUACCCAAGGUUGAGGCGGCCGAAGGAGCGAAGCAGUCGCCGAGGCCGAAGCCCGAGCCGGAGGGCGAGAAACCGUCGGAGAAGGAGAAGGAGAAGGCCGUCUUGAAAUCGCCGACGGAGAAUGAGGAGAAGCUGGCUCCCGCCAGGAAGAUCAAAAUCAACCGCGAGAUGGGCAAGAAGAUCGUGCCCGGGGAGAGUGCGGCGGCGGCGGAAGAGCCAGCUGAGGUGCCUGGGAAGGCAAAGCCCGAGAAGGCGAAGGCCAAGGUCCGCCGGAAGGUCCAGGCAGCUGAUGGGACCUUCUCCCUCUUGGUGGAUUAUACCAGCACGAGUUCCACUGGGGGAAGUCCCAUUAAAAAGCUCGAAGAAAAAGUGGACGCGAAGAAAACGGUAGUGAAGACUUUGGAAGAGUACACCAACGACAGCUCGACCCCUGCAGAAGACGAGAUAGUCAUGAUCCAGGUCCCCCGUUCUAAAUGGGAGAAGGAAGACUACGAAUCUGAGGACGAGGAGGCCAAGUCGUCGGCCCCCCCAGCGGACGCCAACCCCGGCGCCCCGGCUACCGUGAAGCCUGCAGCUGUGAAACCGACCGCCACUGUGAAACCAGUCGACAGGGAGUCUCCCAAGCUAGACAAGGCCCCCCCAGCGCCGAAGGAGACCCCUGCCCAGGAGCCCCCGCCGGAGAGCAAGCCCACCAAGCCCGCAGCUCAGGGAGACAAGGAGAAGGAGAAGGAGAGGGACAGGGAGAAGGGGAAGGAAAAGGAGCGGAGCGCCUCGGACAGGGACGCCGCGGAGAAGAGGAAGUCGGCUACCUCUCACGCGGAGAAGGAGCGGGUCCCGGAGCGCAGCAGCGAACACGGCAGCGAGAAGAGCACCUCCUCCGCCUCGCACUCGUCCUCUAAGGACAGGGCUCCGGACAAAGGCGAGAGCGCCGCUCGGAAGCCGGCGAGCAAGGACUCCGCCGCUGCCGCCGACAGGAAGACGGAGCACAGCAGCAGCUCGAGAGACUAUUCCAGCUCCAAAAGGAGGGAUGAAAAGCCUAGAGAGUCUACAAAGAGGAGGGACUCCCCUCUCUCCCCCAAGGAUCACGUACCCCCUCCAAAGAGCAGAGAGCGGGAGGCGCACGUCGACACUGUGAAGAAAGGAGCCGCCGAACCAAAGAGGACAGAGCACAGCCCCGCGAGGGACAAGAGGGUCCACCCUGACCACAAAGCAGCCCCAGACUCCAAGCGAACGGGGCCAGAGGAGCACCGAUCGGAGAGGCCGGCCGGCAAGGACGCCAGCCGGCACUCGGAUCCGAGGAGCACCAAGGACCGGGAUCACGGCGCUCAGAAGCCAGCGCACAGGGCGGCCUCCCCGGAGCUCAGAUCGGAGGGCGAGAGGGCGGGCGGCCGAGGGGACCGCGAGCACGGCAAGACCAAGGUCCCGCUGGUCCGCUCCGCGCGGCUGUCCACCGACCUGGCCCGGGAGACGGACGAGGCGGCCUUCGUCCCGGACUACAGCGAGAGCGACAGCGACAGCGAGGCCUCGGAGCCCGACGGCAAGGCCGAGCAGAGGGCGAAGGAGAAGGGCUUGGAGAGCAGCCCCAGCGCCAGCCCCUCGGGGAGCCAGGCCCGGAGCAGCAGCGCCAGCUCCACCGGCAGCCAGGACAGCAAGAAGAAGAAGAAGAAGAAGGACAAGAAGAAGCACAAGAAACACAAGAAACACAAAAAACACAAGAAGCACGCUGCUAACGAGUCCGAGUCCGAGAUGAAGGGACAGAAACACAAGCAUAAGAAAAAGAAGUCCAAAAAGAGCAAGGACAAGGAGAAAGACAAGGAGAAGGAGGACCAGAAACCGAAAGCGGCCGUAUGAGACCUGCUAGAGGGAAUGGACUCGGGUCUGCUCACGUCAUUUUUGUAACAAUAUCAGUAUGUUGUACAGAGAAUUCUGCUUUGUAAAUAAUCAGAGGGAUAAAUGCACCGCAUGUAAAAAACAAAACAAAAAAACAUCGCUCCAUAGCUUUUUUUUUAUUUCGAUAAAUGGGGAUUAUAAAUAAAUAAAAAAAAUGUACAGAAAUGAAUUUGGCCGUACAGAGGGUGUCACGAAAGAAAGUUGCAGUAUUUAAGAGGUUUCCCACUCGGAAGGCUGAGGGUUAUAACACGUCAGAUUUUUGCUUUUAAUUUUUAAGGCGUUCAGGCAAAUAUUAUUUUUUUUAGGGAAAGGAUCUUCAGUGCAAAAGAUAUUUUAAGUCCCCCUGAAGGGAUCUCUCCUCCCAGAUGGAAUUCUGUUUUUAACACCCAUGUGUGUACUACUUCUCCAGUAGAAUAAAAAUAAGAGCCUGGUGAAAGCACUUUAUAGACAGAACGGUGUUACGACAGCCUGAUGGAACAAAGGCGAUUAUGUACCUCAUGUUUGAAAAGAGAUUUCAACUAAUUACAUCUUUUCUAUGUGAUAUGUAUGGCAAUAAUCUUAUCAUCUGGAAUGGAUCUUGUUUUAAUGAUUUACUGGCAUCAUGCACAUCCCUAAGAUAAACAAGUGGGAGUGGGGAUCUACUGUACUGUGAAUUUUUUUUUCUCCACAUUUUGUAUUGCCUCAGUGGAAGGGCUUUCGUUUAAACGGCUAUCAACUGAAUUCUAAAGAAAAAAAGGGCCUUUCUAUGUCAUUUUGAUUGUAAUAAAAUUUUUUCAGCAUUUAA
This is a messenger RNA of Lepisosteus oculatus (spotted gar), 7328 nucleotides long. It is a transcript of the gene rbbp6, whose product is annotated as retinoblastoma binding protein 6. The record is from RefSeq and is a predicted model, not a curated record. Gene Ontology annotation, biological process: ubiquitin-dependent protein catabolic process; protein ubiquitination. Gene Ontology annotation, molecular function: zinc ion binding; ubiquitin protein ligase activity; nucleic acid binding. Lineage: Eukaryota; Metazoa; Chordata; Actinopteri; Semionotiformes; Lepisosteidae. Gene Ontology annotation, cellular component: nucleus.